Pyrus x bretschneideri (Chinese white pear) is the source of this 465-nucleotide messenger RNA. RefSeq lists its product as uncharacterized. The transcript has a single exon. The record is from RefSeq and is a predicted model, not a curated record. NCBI's taxonomy places the organism in Eukaryota, Viridiplantae, Streptophyta, Magnoliopsida, Rosales, Rosaceae. The coding region runs from base 1 to 465 and encodes 154 amino acids.
AUGAUUGAAGAGUUUAAAAAAGAAAUGAUGAAGAGGUAUGAAAUGACAGACCUUGGCUUUUUGCAUCAUUUUCUUGGCAUUGGGGUAAUUCAAAAGGCAAACAGCAUUUUCAUUCAUCAAAUGAAGUAUGCUAAAACCUUGCUUGAAAAGUUUGGUUUGAAAGGUUGCAAACCGGUCUCUACACCUCUAAUUGCAAAUGAGAAACUUAAGAAGGAGGAUGGAAGUGAAUUUGCAGAUGCUAGUCUCAAUAAGUGCAUUGUUGGCAGUCUAUUGUACUUAAGUGCAACAAGGCCAGAUAUAAUGUUCUCAGCAAGCCUACUUUCUAGGUUUAUGCAGAAUCCUAGUAAGAUACAUAUGGGCACAUCUAAGAGAGUGCUGAGAUAUGUGCAAGGAACACUAGAUUAUGGGAUCAAGUAUGAAAUGGGGAAGUCAAUUAUCCUAAUUGAAUUUUAUGACAGUGACUAG